Molecule: messenger RNA, 1470 nt
Organism: Scylla paramamosain (green mud crab)
Lineage: Eukaryota; Metazoa; Arthropoda; Malacostraca; Decapoda; Portunidae
Product: glutamate receptor ionotropic, delta-2-like
Exons: 4
Coding region: 290-1036 (248 amino acids)
Cellular component (GO): membrane
Molecular function (GO): ligand-gated monoatomic ion channel activity
Source: RefSeq, a predicted model, not a curated record
UGGAGUGGUGGUGACUGUGGUAGAAGUUCAUCCCUAUGAGGACGUGAUGAAUGACAAGACAGGGGACAAGGAGAACCACCACGCAAAGAGUGUGGUCUCCGCCCUUCACCGAGGCCUGCACUCGUCUGGCAAUGCUGCGUGUCGUGUUUUCAUCGUGGACCACACUGACGGCAAUGCCUCGGCGGCUGUCUGGUCAGUCCUCACAAGUGCUCGUCACAUUAUAGUUAUUUGAAGCUACGUAUAAGUGUAAUUCAUUAAUAUUCUACAAUUGUAUUAUUGUAAUUAAUGCAUGACACUGUGCACGUAUGUGUGCAUGUACAGGCUGCUGCAGCAGGGUGAGCUGUGGCGGCGGCCGGAGACCCGCGUGCUGGUGCUGGGGGACACAAGUAACGUGGACGUGCUCCUGCAACACUCAGCGCUGCGCAACACCCAGCACGCCCUGUACAUCACCCCCGCCAGGACCACGACUCACGCACUCUGGGCGACGGGAGAGCUUCCUGGACUGUGUGGGGCUGUGAAGAUUUUGCGGCGAUGUCUGCAGUGCGGCAGCGGUCAGCCACAAGUGCACCUCUUACAUGACUGGAGCCCCGCAGGUGGUCUUCCUGCAAACCUCACCUUUUUUCAAGAUCGCUUCAGACUGACAGGACGUACGCUGAGGGUUGUAGCUAAAACCUACUUCCCUUACUUCCACUAUGAGCGUGUGAGUGACAAGCCCGGAACUCUGGUGCUUCCCAGGGACUCCCUCAACGCAAGGAUGAUAGCGGCCAUUGCCACUGCAUACAAUUUUACGUACGAAGUGCGGGAGCCCGAGGAUGGGGAGUGGGGCUUGCCAGCUGGCGGCGGCAACUGGACUGGUCUCAUCGGCACGCUGCAGCACGAGAAGGCAGACUUCUCGGUGGAUCUGACAGUGACCCUCCAGAGAGCUGAAGUGGUAGAUUUUUCUGUAAUAUACAUUGAUGAGCCAGUAGCAAUUUUUUCGUCAAAACCGAAGCCUCUGCCUGAGUAUCUGUCGCUGGUCAGACCUCUGGAAGGUUAGGGACCACUGAACGAUGCAAGUGUGAAUCUCUCCAGAGCUCUAAAUUUUCAUGACUUAUAUUUACAUCUACAAAACCCGUCAAAAUAGUGAACACAAAUACGAAUUGCUUCAUGGGGCAGGAGAGGUUUGGCUGAGCGUGGUGGUUGGCGUCAUACUGUGGAGCACUUCUCUGUGGCUGAUGCAGAAACUGGGGCAGAAAGUUAUGCAUGGACGGCGCAGUGCAAGCUUCGCCUCGUCCGUCUUCUAUGGCUGGGGUCUGCUGCUCGAGGACCACCCUUACGACCCUCCCACCAACCUCACGGGCCAGGCAAGACUAUAACUUUGUUCAUUUCAUUCAUCCUUAUCUGGUUUACCUCACAGACUGCCUCAUCCUCAUCUCCCCACUUACGAGGUUCACAGUCGUCAGCUUUGGAAGAGUGAUGAAAUAUGAUUCA